AUGCUGAGCGGGGUCAGCGGCCGGGUGUCGGCUGUGCUGCGGGCGGCCACGGCGGCCGUCACCCCGGUCCGGAACCGCUGGCACGCCGACAAGGUGGCGCGAGGCCCGGUGGCGGUGCGCUACGGCUGGCACAAGGAGCACAUCAUGCCAUCUGGCUUGUUGCCACGGAAGGAGGGUGCUAAGGCCCUGCCAAUGCCGGAAUACAAACCCAACAACGCCUGGACAAAGAAGAAGGCCAUGUUCGGUCAGAACGACUACAUUGAUAUUCUGGGUAACGGCUCACUACACCCGGUACAACUGAUGUACAAGGUACCGCCGUGGCUGCGCGGCUUCCGCGGAAACGAGUACCAGAUGUUGCUGCGUAAACGGCGCGCCCUGGGACCCCUCCUGGACGACCACUACCCGACCAAGAGCUUCAACCUGCAGAAACGCAUCAGGUACCUGUACCGCUUCCUCAACCACGGGCGAACCAAGGAUUACUUCUGGAGGAAGCACUAG
This is a messenger RNA of Amphibalanus amphitrite, 498 nucleotides long. RefSeq names its product 39S ribosomal protein L51, mitochondrial-like. The coding region runs from base 1 to 498 and encodes 165 amino acids. The record is from RefSeq and is a predicted model, not a curated record. Gene Ontology annotation, molecular function: structural constituent of ribosome. Gene Ontology annotation, biological process: translation. Gene Ontology annotation, cellular component: mitochondrial large ribosomal subunit. NCBI's taxonomy places the organism in Eukaryota, Metazoa, Arthropoda, Thecostraca, Balanomorpha, Balanidae. The transcript is spliced from 3 exons.